Messenger RNA from Bicyclus anynana (squinting bush brown), 1131 nucleotides. Its product is annotated as mitochondrial intermembrane space import and assembly protein 40-B. Bases 507 to 959 code for a protein of 150 amino acids. Gene Ontology annotation, molecular function: protein-disulfide reductase activity. The record is from RefSeq and is a predicted model, not a curated record. Lineage: Eukaryota; Metazoa; Arthropoda; Insecta; Lepidoptera; Nymphalidae. The transcript has 4 exons. Gene Ontology annotation, cellular component: mitochondrial intermembrane space. Gene Ontology annotation, biological process: protein import into mitochondrial intermembrane space.
UACUCUUUGCUCUACUCUUUGUAGUUUGUCUUUGUCUUUGAUACAACCUCAAUUCAAAUCAAACUCAAAUCAAAUAACAAAUUCGGGAUUGGAAAUUGGAACCGGGAUCUAUUGUUCUAUGUUCUCAUUUCCAGCGAAAUAUAAUAGUGAUCGUGUUUUGUUUCUAAGUUAAAGUUGAAUCGUGUUUUUUAUCAAUCCCACGCCGCAUGGAAUGAAUUCCCGGUAUUUUUAUUUAGAUCUGGAACUUGAUUUGAGCUCCGAGGUCUCGCUGGAGUUGGCCACGCAGCAGCAGCUGCAGCGCGCGGCGCAGGCGCUGUUCGGCGAGUGCGGGGCGGGCGCGGACGUGCUGCGCGUGCGGGCGCAGGCGGCGGGCGGCGCGCGGGCGCUGCUGCGCGUGCGGGCGGCGCGGCUGCGGCGGCUGCGGGCGGCGCUGGCGCUGGCGCCGCGGGCCGCGCGCGUCUGCGGGGAGGCGCCGUCGCUGCAGGCGCUCGUGUAGCUCGGAGAGCAUGAGCGUGUCGGAGGGCGAGGGCCGCGCCGUGUGGCGGCUGGGCGAGCAGGGGCAGCACACGUUGGUGGUGGCGGCGCGCGAGGCGCUGGCGGCGCCCAGCGCGCUGGCGCUGCCGCCGCCCGAGCCCGCGCCCGGCCUCAUCCUGCCCGACGGCUCCAUCAACUGGGGCUGCCCGUGCCUGGGCGGCAUGGCCACCGGGCCCUGCGGCACGCAGUUCCGGGACGCCUUCUCCUGCUUCCACUACAGCGAGGCGGAGCCGAAGGGCAGCGACUGCUACGACAAGUUCAGCGUCAUGCAGGAGUGCAUGGCGCAGUACCCGCAGCUCUACGCCAAGGACGACGACGACGACGAGCUCGCCGACGAGCUGGGCGCCGCGCUGCAGGGCGCCGCCGACGCGUCCGACGCGCCCGACGCGCCCGACGCGCCCGACGCGCCGCCGCCCGGCCGCUAGCCGUCCGGCGCAGUACCCGCGGCUCUACGACGAGCUCGCCGACGAGCUGGGCGCCGUCGACGCGUUCGACGGCGGCGCGUCGGCGCGUCUAUACUUUAAUUUAGGAUUUGCUUUAAAUUUUUCUAGGGAAAGUAGUUUAACAAAGUAAAUAAAAAGUAAACAUAAUUAAAAA